Messenger RNA from Dermacentor andersoni, 3939 nucleotides. RefSeq names its product solute carrier family 22 member 6-A-like. Lineage: Eukaryota; Metazoa; Arthropoda; Arachnida; Ixodida; Ixodidae. Gene Ontology annotation, molecular function: transmembrane transporter activity. Gene Ontology annotation, biological process: transmembrane transport. The record is from RefSeq and is a predicted model, not a curated record. Gene Ontology annotation, cellular component: membrane.
CACCUAAUUAAAGACACGCCCUCCAUUUUGUAUCAACUUUUAUUGCUAUACGAAUUACUAAAUUGACCAAGACUUCACAGUUGUACGUUUCCGAGGAAUGAAUCACCGGAUGCAUUAUUUUACCUCGCUCUAUUCCCAUAAAGCUCCCCACAGUCCUACAAGGCAAGUACAAAUUGCGUAUUGAAAUAAACAACGAAGAACGGGAAGGCAGGCUCGUGUCCGCAAAAAAAAAAAUUGAAUAGUGAACGCCCGAUAUGGAGCCUCUUCUAAAGGAGGCGAUAAAUAACGGCGCCACUAGAAGCUGUGAUAAGGACAGGUCUUUAUCGUGAAGAAACGUCGAAGAAGCCACGACUGCAAUCGUGGCCUCGGUUGGAUUGCCUGGUUCCGUUCCGCGAGCGUCUCCGAUGGCUUUUCUGAAAUGUUCCGUGUGGAAAUGGUAUUCAAGGGCAAAGCAACUUGGUGGUUUCCUGUAGACUUUAAAAGCAGUGCAUCCGGAACGUGAAAAAGUUAGUCAGCUGAAAUUUGUAGCUCGACUGCCGCACUGUGCGAGGGCGGAUGCAGGCUGACAGAUGUUUGGUUUCGUUUGUCGCAACCGUACAGACGUCACUAUAGCACAAAGCCGUGAUACCCCUGACUUCGCAACCCGGGGCUGUUCCCCAGGCAGCUUGUCAGCAUUCGUGUCAGUGAUCGCCGUUUUGCAGCACCUGCGAAAGUUGCCAUACUCCUAGUAUUGAAAACGUCAAGCUGGCGAAAAAGGCAACAUGAAGGAAAUAAGCUCUCUCAUUGGACCGCCGCGGUGGUACCACUUGAUCGUCUGGUCGUUGACCUUCGUGCGCGCAUUUCCGUCCUCCUGGACACAAUUCGCAGCGUUGUUUGUCGCCGCGGACGUCGAACACUGGUGCUCGAGGCCACGUGACUCGGCCUUCGCAAAUUGGACGGAGCAGCGGUGGAAAGCCGAAGCCAUCCCCGUCAUCAACAAUUCCCUGCUGGCGACCGACCCCAAGUACGAGUCCUGCAGGAUGUACCCUGCGGAAGCUCUAAUUUACAACGCUUCUGCAGUGCUCGUCGACCAGUCGAGAACAGUGUCGUGCGACGCGUGGUCGUACAACGAAUCGACACCAGGGUCGUCGGCAGUGCCAGAGUGGGACCUUGUGUGCCAGCACGAAUGGCAGCGCUCGAUGAUGACAAGCGUCGUUUUUGUUGGAUCCCUCGUAGGGUCACUCGUCAUGGGGCACAUGUCUGACAGAUUCGGGCGUCGAACCGUAUUCUUUUUCUCCGUGUUCGGAGCUGCCCUCUUCGGGUCUCUGGGCGCGGUGUCCCCGUCGGUGAAAUGGUACAACACCCUCCGCUUCUUUGCCUGCAUCAACAUCGCCGGCAUCCAGACAAGCUCGGCGGCCUUACUGACCGAGAUCUUGGACCCUCGCUUCCGAACGUUCCUGAACAUCGGCUACACGGCUGGAUUUGCCAUACCGUCCAUGCUGCUGCCCGGUGUGGCCUACCUACUGUCAGACUGGAAACUUCUUCAGCUUGUUUCUGGACUCGUCGCUUUGGCCUGCGUACCAUUUAUGAUCGUGAUCCAGGAGUCACCACGAUGGCUCAUCACGAUUGGCAGGGAGGAGCAAGCCGAACGCGCCAUCUCGAAAAUACUGAAGAUGAACCGCCGGAAGGUUCCGAACCUGAAGUCAACCAUGCAUGUGAUUGCGGAGAGAAUUCGGGCAUCUUCGACCAGUGUCUUUGGGCCUAUAGAGAUUCUGAGGCACAGAUUGAUUAGGAGGAACACCUUUCUUCUGUUUGUCGUUUGGUUCUGCGACAACUUCCUCAUGUUCGCUGUGACGCUCGGUGCCGUGGAUAUCGAGGGUAGCCACCUGGUCAACUUCACCGUGUCCACGGCGGCCGAGAUACCCGCUGCAUUCGUAGGGCUGGUCAUGGUAUACUACUGUCGUCGUAAGCCGUCUCAGGCGGCCACUCUCAUAAUGGCGGGGAUCGCAGCAGCCGCGGUGGAGUUGACGCCCCCCGGUUGGCCCUACGUAGGCCUGUCGAUGUCCAUGGCGGGUCGUUUCGUGCUCACCCUGUCGGCAUCGGUCAAGUGGGUCUGGACCAUGGAGUUGUUCCCGACAGCGGCGCGCGCAUUCGGCUUCGCCGCGUGCUUCACCGUCGGUCGCGUUGCGGGCAUCAUGGCUCCCUUCAUGAGCGUUCUCAAGAAGCAGGCUUCCGUGUAUGUGGCUGCCGCUCUACUAGCAACGGCAGCAGUCAUUGGAGCAGCAGCGGCCACGUUUCUGCCAGAAACUCGAGGCAUCGAACUUCCGGACACAUUCGACGAGGCCGAGGAGGUCGCCAAAAAGCGCACGAAGGCACGCGAUUACCAACUGACGACGGUGGAGGCAUCUGAAGAACGGAUCCAAUCCAUUGCAACAACGGCUUUGAUGAACGAGUAACACCUGGCUUACCAGUGGACGAAGGUGGCGAAAAGGGCUUGUCGGUGGAUCAUCAAGGCAUGAUAUCUGGAUAGCUCAGCAAAACACGGACACAAGAAGAAACGAAGACGAAGACAAGCGCUAACUACGAACAGCGAAAUUUAUUGGAGCACUAGUACGAUCGACCCCGGAAAUAAUUAAAUUGCGUUGUUGAGAGCGCUUGUAUUCGUCUUCGUUUCUUCUUCUGCCCGUGUUUUGCAGCGCUACCCAAAUACCAUCCCACUAUCAUCGGAGCUGGACAGGCCCUCGGGAAGAGUUCUUCGGGGUUGCAGACAAACACCCCCCCCCCCCCCCCCCCCCCGCUCCUUUAUUGUCAUGCUCCAUCCCAGCAGCGGGGAACAGUCCCCCUCAGGUAGACGCAACUGAAUAUAAGAUGGGUAGCAACGGCAAGAAAGAGUUAUUUGACCACACCAAUACGGCCUCCGAGAGCAGGCGCUUUACACGGACAAAUCUGGAAGGCUGUUAUAGCAGAUCUACGAUUUCGUUUGAGACUUUCACCGUGCUCACGUCCCUUUCUGCGGAACAAUUAAUCCAUUGACGUGCCACCACUCGCAACCAGAAGAAAUUCGUAGCCACCCAUAUGCUGCUAAAAUGGGCUCGAAAUGGCAGGUGUGAUUGAAAAUAUAAACGAGCUAAAUGAGAGCACUGCAUAUUUGGCUUUGCUUACAGUGCGUGCAGAGAUGUUAUGUUGUUGUAACGCUCAAAAAUUGCCAUUCUAUAGUGAGUUUUGUUGUCCCCAGGUGACGCGACAGUCGGUAGACCUGCGUGUCGUUCGCCAACUACUGUGUCCUGGUUCUGAAACUUGUGACCUAUAGGGUGCACUGCGGUCUAAUAUGGUUGAACAGAUCUGACGUCUGCCUACCCCGGCGCUGCAACCAUGAAAAAAAAAAAGCUUGUCAGGAGAGCUGUAGAUUGAGAGACUUCUGCGGACAGCAAGGCUGGCAUCCGUGUUAAUUGAAUAUAAAUUCUAAAGUCCCUCCAUUCAUGUAUUGGCGACCAAAUUAAUGAACUAGAGGGUGGGUAACGGACGGGUCCGAUAUCCGUAAGUGACAAUCAUAGGAAGCCAACAGACAAUGAAACCAAGGAAAGCAUGCGGAGAAUAACUGGUUUUAGUUGAAAUGUAGGAACAAUAACUAAAGAGAAAUAAAAGUGGAAGAAGAAAAUACUACUGGCCACAGGUGAAAUACGAACCCCGUCUUCGCAUUACCAAUUAGGCUACUCCGGCGCCGUUUCCCCGUCCACUUUCUUGAAUAUUGUAGGUGCAUAGAUCUCCUCCUGGGAUUGUUAGCCAGCUCCACAAUUCACGGUCUUGGCGGAAGAUGUGCAACAUACUUUCUGCCGCAAGACGUCACGUGAUAUGUGAGGUAGGGAGAUGGUUACUGGCCAACAAACCCUCGUAUGAUAUCUGAAUGCACGAAAGGGGCCCGAGUUGAGACCCUCGCUGUGUAAUGAACGAGAGGAAGGG